This is a messenger RNA of Amaranthus tricolor (Joseph's coat), 1668 nucleotides long. Its product is annotated as glycosyl hydrolase 5 family protein-like. The transcript is spliced from 4 exons. NCBI's taxonomy places the organism in Eukaryota, Viridiplantae, Streptophyta, Magnoliopsida, Caryophyllales, Amaranthaceae. Gene Ontology annotation, molecular function: hydrolase activity, hydrolyzing O-glycosyl compounds. The record is from RefSeq and is a predicted model, not a curated record. The coding region runs from base 1 to 1668 and encodes 555 amino acids.
AUGAGGAGAGUCUUGUGUGUGUACUCUAGCCUCUUCAUCUUCCUCUUCCUCAUCAAUUCCAUGCAAGCAUUACCCCUCUCGACAAGCUCUCGGUGGAUCGUGGACAACAAAGGAAAACGAGUGAAGUUGGCGUGUGUUAAUUGGGUAGCACACGCCGAUUUAGUGGUUGCGGAAGGGCUAAGUAAACAAUCGGUUGAUGAGAUAUCAAGAAUGAUAAAAGAAAUGAAAUUUAAUUGCGUAAGGCUCACUUGGCCUCUUUAUUUGGCUACUGAUCGUUCCUUAGCUUCUCUUACUGUAAGACAAUCUUUCCAAAAUGCUGGUCUCUCAAAUUUUAUUCCAGGGAUAAAAGCUCAUAACCCCUCCAUUCUUGACCAUUCUCUUAUACAUGCUUUUCAGGCAGUGGUGGCUAGUCUAACAAAGAAAAAAGUGAUGGUGAUAUUAGAUAAUCAUGUAAGUAGACCAGGAUGGUGUUGUGGUAAUAUCUUUGAUGGGAAUGGCUUCUUUGGUGAUAGGGAUUUCAACCCUAGGCUUUGGGUCUAUGGCUCGACUAGAAUGGCUACUCUUUUUAAGCACGACCCAUAUGUCGUUGGUUUGAGUUUAAGGAAUGAACUCCGAGGGUUUAGGCAAAAUGUUCAAGAUUGGUAUAGGUACAUGCAAGAAGGAGCAGAAGCAGUGCAUAACGCAAACCCGAACUUGUUAGUUAUCAUCUCUGGCCUAGAUUACGACAAAGAUUUCACCUUCCUUAAGGAAAACCCAAUAUCUCUAAGUUUCAAAAGAAAGUUAGUAUAUGAGACACAUUGGUAUUCCUUCUCAGAUGGGCAUGAUUGGGAAAAUGGAAACCCUAACGAGGUUUGUGGGAAUGUGAAGAAAGAAAUUAUGAGACUUUCCGGGUUUUUGCUUGAUCUUGGAUUCCCAUUAUUUGUAAGUGAAUGGGGAGUAGACUUAAGGGAAAUAGAAACCAAUGAUAAUAGGUAUUUGAAUUGUUUUCUUGCAUGGAUGGCUCAACAUGAUGUUGAUUGGGCACUUUGGACUUUGGUUGGAAGCUAUUAUAUAAGAGAAGGGAUAACCGAAGUAAAUGAGUAUUAUGGAGUGCUUGAUUGGGAAUGGACUAAGUUUAGAAGCAAAGGCUUCUUGGAUAGGAUUUCUCUAAUCCAAUCUCCACUUCAAGGACCAAGAUUAUCAAAUGGCAAUACCCAUAAGAUAAUAUAUCACCCAUCAACAGGCCUUUGCAUCAAAAGAAACCUAGUAAAAGGUGUUCAUCUAGGCAAUUGCUUAAAUUCCAAUAACCAUUGGAUUCAUACACAUAAGAACACCUUAACUAUAAGUGGUUCAAACCUUUGUUUGAAAGCACAAAGAUUAGAUCAUCCUGUGAAACUAAGCCAUGAUUGUAGAGGAACAGGAAAGACCAGAUGGGAAUUUAUCUCAGAUUCAAAGCUACAUUUCUCGGUAUCAUUAAGAAAGGGUGAGUACGGUUGUUUGGAUGUUGAUUAUGUUAGAAAAAAGGUGAUUACCAAGGCUUGUAAGUGCUUAAGUGAAGAUCACUUGUGUAAUCCUGAGAGCCAAUGGUUUAAGAUUAUUGAUGUUAGUGUUGAAAGAGAUACUAAUUUUACUGAUACACUUACGAAUACGUCUUUAGCGAGUGUACUACCUAGUGUCGGACGUAUAUAG